Molecule: messenger RNA, 1781 nt
Organism: Zalophus californianus (California sea lion)
Lineage: Eukaryota; Metazoa; Chordata; Mammalia; Carnivora; Otariidae
Product: potassium/sodium hyperpolarization-activated cyclic nucleotide-gated channel 1-like
Source: RefSeq, a predicted model, not a curated record
AUGACGGUUACUAAGCUAAAAAGAACCAAGGAGAGAACAGACUGGAAAGGAAUUAAAGUAGAUGAGAAUGACUCGUGGGGAAAGCAGUAUUCAUAUGCACUCUUCAAAGCUAUGAGUCAUAUGCUGUGCAUCGGGUAUGGAGCCCAGGCCCCAGUCAGCAUGUCGGACCUCUGGAUUACCAUGCUAAGCAUGAUCGUUGGGGCCACCUGCUAUGCCAUGUUUGUCGGCCAUGCCACAGCUUUAAUCCAGUCUUUGGAUUCCUCCAGGUGGCAGUAUCAAGAGAAGUAUAAGCAAAUGGAGCAAAACAUGUCAUUCCAUAAGUUACCAGCUGAUAUGCGUCAGAAAAUACACAACUACUAUGAACACAGAUACCAAGGCAAAAUCUUUGAUGAGGAAAACAUUCUCAAUGAACUCAAUGAUCCUCUGAGAGAGGAGAUCGUCAACUUCAACUGUCGGAAGCUAGUGGCUACCAUGCCUCUGUUUGCUAAUGCUGAUCCCAAUUUUGUGACUGCCAUGCGGAGCAAGUUGAGAUUUGAGGUGUUUCAACCUGGAGAUUACAUCAUACAAGAAGGAGCUGUGGGUAAAAAAAUGUAUUUCAUUCAACAUGGCAUUGCUGGUGUCAUCACAAAAUCCAGUAAAGAAAUGAAGCUGACAGAAGGCUCUUACUUUGGAGAGAUUUGCUUGCUGACCAAGGGCCACCGCACUGCCAGUGUUCGAGCUGAUACAUAAUGUCGACUUUAUUCACUUUCUGUGGACAAUUUCAAUGAGGUCCUGGAGGAAUAUCCAAUGAUGAGGCGAGCCUUCGAGACCGUUGCCGUUGACCGACUAGAUCGGAUAGGAAAGAAAAAUUCCAUUCUUCUGCCAAAGUUCCAGAAGGAUCUGAACACUGGCAUCUUCAACAAUCAGGAGAAUGAGAUCCUGAAGCAGAUCGUGAAGCAUGACUGCGAGAUGGUGCAGGCAAUCGCUCCAAUCAGUUAUCCCCAAAUGACAGCCCUGAAUUCCACCUCCUCCACGACUCCGACCUCCCGCAUGAGGACACAGUCUCCGCCGGUGUACACAGCCACCAGUCUGUCCCACGGCAACCUGCAUUCCCCCAGCCCCAGCACACAGACCCCCCAGCCAUCCGCCGUCCUGUCGCCCUGCUCCUACACCACUGCAGUCUGCAGCCCUCCCGUACAGAGCCCGCUGGCCACUCGAACUUUCCACUACGCCUCCCCUACUGCCUCCCAGCUGUCACUCACACAGCAGCAGCUCCAGCAGUCCCCGCAGCCCCCACAGCCGCCCCCGCAGCCACAGACACCCGGCGGCUCCACGCCGAAAAACGACGUGCACAGGAGCACGCAGGCGCUCCACAACACCAGCCUGACCCGAGAAGUCCGGCCCCUGUCGGCCUCGCAGCCCUCGCUGCCCCAUGAGGUUUCCACUCUCAUUUCCAGACCUCAUCCCACUGUGGGCGAGUCCCUGGCCUCCAUCCCUCAGCCCAUGACCGCCGUUCACGGCCCAGGCCUCCAGGCUGGGGGCAGGGGCACCGUCCCCCAGCGAGUCACCCUGUUCCGACAGAUGUCCUCGGGAGCCAUUCCCCCUAACCGCGGAGCCCCUCCCGCACCCCCUCCACCAGCAGCUGCUCCCGAGUCUUCCUCAGUCUUAACUACAGACCCAGAGGCAGAAAAGCCACGAUUUGCUUCAAAUUUAUGAUCCCUGCUGAUUGUCAAAGCAGAAAGAAAUACUCUAAUAAACUGAGCAUCUUCUCAGACCUUAUUUUAUUCUAUCUCCUGAUAGAU